CGGCCAUGUUGGCGUGACCCCCGAGCGGUACCGGCGAGGGGCGAGCCCGGGAGCUGAGUUUGCGCGCGUGGCCCCGGCUCCACGCCCAGCCCCCCCGCCAAUCCCCCAUGGCCCCCUGGAGCCGAGCUGCGGUGCUGAGUCUCUACCGGGCUCUGCUGCGCCAAGGCCGGGAGCUACGCUACACUGACCGGGACUUCUUCCUAGCUGCCAUCCGCCGUGAGUUCCGGAAGAACCAGAAGCUCCAGGAUCCCGUGGCCCGGGAGAGGCAGCUGGAAAAGGGCCUGGUCUUCCUCCAGAGCAAACUGGGAGGCAUCAUCUAG
Molecule: messenger RNA, 320 nt
Organism: Suncus etruscus (white-toothed pygmy shrew)
Lineage: Eukaryota; Metazoa; Chordata; Mammalia; Eulipotyphla; Soricidae
Product: MIEF1 upstream open reading frame protein-like
Exons: 2
Coding region: 108-320 (70 amino acids)
Source: RefSeq, a predicted model, not a curated record